GAUAUUCGUCCACAAAAUUAUCAUGACAUCAUACUAUUACUAACAAUUAACAAACUCCUUUGUUCACUUAUUCUGAGUUCUGAUGGCUGUGGCAUCAUCUUCCUUGAUCUAUGAUUAUGAAUAUGAUGUGUUCCUGAGCUUCAGAGGAGAAGAUACCCGUUACGGUUUCACCGGAAAUCUCUACAACGCCCUCCGUGACAACGGAAUUCACACAUUCAUCGACGACGACCAACUCCAAAAAGGGGACGAGAUCACAUCAGCACUUGAGAAGGCCAUCGAACACUCGAGAAUUUUCAUCAUCGUCCUCUCUCUCAACUACGCUUCUUCCUCUUUUUGCUUAAACGAGCUCACUUACAUCCUUCACUGCACUAAGAGAAAAUCUUUGUUGGUUUUGCCUCUCUUUUAUAACAUCGAUCCUUCUGACCUUCGUCACCACAGAGGUAGCUUCGGAGAAGCGUUGACCAAUCAUGAAAACAAUUUCAAAGCUAAGAAGGAGGGGUUGGAGCAUAACAUGGACAAGCUCCACAAAUGGAAGAUGGCUCUUCAUCAAGCAGCCAGCUUGUCUGGCUAUCAUUUCAAACAAGGGGAUGGAUAUGAAUACGAGUUUAUUAAAAAGAUAGUUAAAUUGGUAUCUAGCAAGAUUAACCGUGCUCCUUUGCAUGUUGCGGAUUACACGGUUGGACUUGAGUCUCGAGUGCUGGAAGUAAAGUUGCUUCUAAAUGUUGGGUCUGAUGACUGUGUCCACAUGGUUGGAAUCCAUGGUAUUGGUGGAAUUGGUAAAACCACACUUGCUGUUGAAGUUUAUAAUUCCAUUGCUGACCAUUUUGAAGGUUUAUGCUUUCUUGAAAACGUCAGAGAAAAUUCAAAUAAACAUGGUUUACAACAUCUCCAGAGCAUCCUUCUAUCUGAAAUGGUUGGAGAAAAGAAUAUCAACUUAGCAAGUGUUAGACAAGGAAUUUCAAUGAUACAACAUAGGUUACGGCAAAAGAAGGUUCUUUUGAUUGUAGAUGAUGUUGAUAAGCACGAGCAGUUACAGGCUAUUGUUGGAGAACCUAAUUGGUUUGGUCCCGGCAGCAGAGUCAUCAUCACUACUCGAGACAAACAACUGCUGGCAUGUCACCAGGUUAAAACAAACUAUGAAGUUGAAAAGUUGAAUAAGAGCGAUGCUCUACAACUGCUCAGUUGGAAAGCUUUUAAAACUGACAAAGUUGAUACAAGUUAUGUAAAUGUCAUGAAUCGUGUAGUAACUUAUGCUUCUGGCCUUCCAUUGGCUUUGGAAGUAAUAGGUUCCAACUUAUUCGGAAAAACUGUAGGAGAAUGGGAAUCUGCUAUAAAUCAAUAUGAAAAAAUUCCUAAUAAUCAAAUCUUUAAGAUACUUAAAAAAAGUUUUGAUGCUUUAGAAGAACAAGAGAAGAGCGUUUUUCUUGACAUUGCUUGUUGCUUCAAAGGAUUUCGAUUGAAAGAGGUCGAAGAUAUACUUUGUGCUCACUAUGGGGAUUGCAUGAAAUAUCAUAUUAGGGUGUUGGUUGAAAAAUCUCUCAUAAAACAGAACUGGUAUGGUGCAGUUACAUUGCAUGACUUGAUAGAAGACAUGGGUAAAGAAAUUGUCCGACAGAAAUCACCAAAAGAGCCAGGGAAGCGCAGUAGAUUAUGGUCUCCGGAUGAUAUAAUUCAAGUUUUGGAAGAUGACUCGGGUACUGGUAAAAUUGAAAUCAUAUGUUUGGAUUUCUCCCUACUUGACAAAGAAGAAAUAGUAGAAUGGAAUCGAAAGGCUUUCAAGAAGAUGAAAAAUCUCAAAACACUUAUUAUUAAAAAUGGUCAUUUUUCCAAAGGUCCCAAACAUCUUCCGAAUAGUUUAAGAGUACUGGAAUGGUUGAAAUAUCCUUCAAAAGGGUUACCAACUGAUUUUUGUUCAAAGAAACUCUCCAUAUGCAAGUUACCUAAAAGCUGUUUUGGGUCACUGGAGUUGGCUGACUUAUCAAAGAAGUUCACGAAUAUGACUGUUUUGAAUUUUGAGGAAUGCCAAGGAUUAACACAAAUACCAGAUGUAUCUGGGCUGCCAAAUUUAGAAAAUAUUUCAUUCCGAAAUAGUGACAAUUUAGCUACAAUCCAUGACUCCAUUGGGUUCCUUGGUAAGCUUAAAAUUUUGAAUGCUUUUGGUUGCAAGAAACUUAGGAGUUUUCCACCGCUCAAGUUGGAAUCUCUUGAAAAACUUGAACUUUCAUAUUGUUCCAGUCUAGAGAGUUUCCCAGAAAUAUUAGGAAAAAUGGAAAACAUAACAGAACUUGUGUUGGAGGCUUCUGCCAUAAAGAAUUUUCCAGUUUCAUUUCAAAAUCUCACUGGGCUUCAAGAAUUACUGUUGCGUCACUGUGGAGUGUUAACGUUACCAAGUAGCAUUGUCAUGAUGCCAAAAUUGGUUCAGAUCAUUGCUUGGGAAUGGAAAGGGUGGCUAUUCCCAAAACAGGUUGAGGGUGAAGAAAAAGUUCGUUCAAUGAUGUCUUCAAACGUAAAUUGUCUUCGUCUCUCAGGCUGUAACCUGUCCGAUGAUUUUUUUUCAAUAGGUCUUUCAUGGUUUGCUAAUGUAAAAGAAUUAGACCUAUCAAGAAAUAAUUUCAAAGUUCUUCCUGAAUGCAUCAGUGAUUGUCAAUUCCUACUGGAGCUUAACUUAGAUUAUUGUUAUUGUCUUCAAGAAAUUAGAGGGAUUCCGCCAAGCAUAGAACUUUUCUCUGCAAGAGAAUGUAAAUCCUUGACCUCUUCUGGUAGAAGCACAUUAGUGAAUCAGAAGCUGCAUGAGGUUGGAAACACCUUGUUUAGGUUUUCAGGAGCAAGGUUUCCAGAGUGGUUCGACCACCAAAGCCGGGGAUCAUCUAAUUCUUUUUGGUUUCGCCACAAGUUCCCUGCCAUUUGUCUUUGUAUUGCUAUUGGACCAACUCAUUACGAAUAUUUUAAAAUUGUUGGACCUACCUUGACCAUCAAUGGCAUUGAAUGUUUACCUGACGAUGAGGAUUUUGACUAUUUUUGGAUGGAGCCUGAUCACACACAUCUUUUCGAUCUGCAAAAGAUGCAUCUCAGAGAUAAUCUAGACAAAUAUGUUGUAGAAAAUGAAUGGAACCAUGUGGAGAUUACUUACCAUCCGACAAUCGGGGAAAGACAGAAGGUUGUGGAGAUCCCAGUCUUUACUGAAACUGGUAUCUAUGUGUACAAACAGAGGAGUAGCAUGGUGGAUAUUCAAUUUACUGAUCCUUAUAAAAGGAGAAGAUUGGAUGAUGACUCAGGAUCAUAAAACCAACAGAUUGUGGAAAGAGCAUAGAUUCAUAGAGAUGCAAAUUCCUAGGACAUUCUUUUCUUCUGGCUCAAGCAAUAUGCAGUCAUUGGAUAAUAAUAUGAAUUAUGAUUCAAGUAAACUGUAUCGACAUGGAUAAAGGGCACCAGCACAAUUAGUGUCAAAGGUAAAUUCUCUUCUAGUUUGUUGUCACCAUAACAUUUUUUAGUGGCCCAAUUUAUUUUGUUAACAACAUAAAUGAAAGAAGAAAAAACUGGAGUUCCAGGACUAGAGUGCUCUAUUGAUAUGCAUGAUUAAAUUUUUGUCUUGAAGAACAUACACAAGUGUUCAAUUUGUUGUUUCAGUGGUUAAAAAAAGACAAAUUUGCUCGUGUUAGAGAAAUAAGUGCUAGUAGAUUGUGAAAUUAUAAGAAAAUCCAAUUGUGAAUUCGGAUUUAUGUAGUAUCAUGUGUAUAUAAGUUAUCUUGAAUUUGUAAUUUAAAUCAGCAUAUUCGUCGAAAUAGUAAUCUUAAUAGGCUGAAAUAUAGUUUCAAGAAAGGGGAAGUGGGUAUUUGUAAUGUUGGAUAAUGUUGACAGUGAUUUUUUUGUCAGGCAUACAAACCUGUUAGGGGCUAAUAGUUUUCAUUCCCAUUUCACGGGAAACCCUUUUUCCUCUACUUUUUAGCCCUGCCUCGUAGUGGGAAAUUUUCAGGAAGUGUUUUUCGCAAAAAAGAUUUAAGAAUGAUAAGCUUAAGUUAUGAUACACUAGGGAUGAAGCUAAACAAUCUUGUAUCAUUUUUUUAUGAGUAAACUAACUAUCAAUGUAGUUCCCAUUUCCCAAGACUAGAAAACAUUGUCACAUUAGUUUCUUAUAUAUAAACUAUUUCUAAAUCUAAACCUUUUUUUAACAAAAAUAAUCACUUAUGAUACUAAUUAGAGUGCAAUAUUAUUGUUAACUAACAAUGGCAUUGAGA
Molecule: messenger RNA, 4235 nt
Organism: Cajanus cajan (pigeon pea)
Lineage: Eukaryota; Viridiplantae; Streptophyta; Magnoliopsida; Fabales; Fabaceae
Product: TMV resistance protein N
Biological process (GO): signal transduction; defense response
Molecular function (GO): ADP binding
Source: RefSeq, a predicted model, not a curated record